GCACCGUUUCCACCGUUGGUUCAGUCUGCGGGUUGGUCUCGUCCUGUCUGCGGGCUGGUUCCGUCCUGUCUGCGGGUUGGUUCCGUCCAGUGUUCGGUCCGGUUCCGUCCAUCAUGACCAAGCUGCAGCUGCUGAGCUCCUACCUGACGGAGCGGCUGACCGCGGUGGUGAAGGAGAUCCUGGCCGUGGUGGAGGACACCGUCACCGAGUACCGGGAGGAGACGGCCAGGACCCGGCGGGAGAACGAGAGCCUGCGGAGGCAGCUGCGGGACAUCCUGCUGCUGGAGGCCGAGACCGAGUGGCUGAGGUCGACCCGGUCCAGUCUUGGUUUUGUGGCUCCGGAGCAGCAGCCCAAUGAUCCGGAGCGGCGCCGGUCCGAGGAGCCGGACUCCACCCUGAACCAGCCCAGACAGCAUGUUGGCUCAAAACCGACACCUGAGCAGCUGCUGCCGGUUCACAGCGAUGCUCCUCCAGGACCGGUUCACCUGCCGGUGGAGCAGAACCCGGCCGAGCCCUGGGAGCCGGUUCUGAAGGCCGACCCUCCUCCAGCGCUGCCGUCCCACUCGGUCCCGAAGCCUCCUGUAGAUGCUCCGGUUCUGAGGGAGGAGCCACGGGUCAAAACAGAACCUCGGGAGUUCAAGGUGAGUGACUCAGACUGUCGGACAGCGAGCGCUCCAGUGGAGGACUUCAGGAUCCAGAAGGACGCAGACCGGACGACGGUGGUGGUGCAGCGUCUGGAGCAACCAGAAGUUCAGCGCAGCAGGACUUCCUCUCAGGAGGCACCUGAUGACAUCACAGCCGCCGCCUUCAUCCCCGAACUCGUCCACCGCUGCCCUCGCUGCGGCGAAGCCUUCGGUCAAGCCGCCUCGCUGCGCCUCCACCUGGAGCAGAAGAGGAAGACAUACGCCUGCGACUGGUGCUGCAAGUCCUUCGCCCAGUCAGCUGACCUGCGGCGCCACCUGCGGACGCACACCGGCGAGCGGCCGCAUCGCUGCACCUUCUGCUCCAAGAGCUUCAGCCAGCGAGGAAACCUGCGGCGACACCUGCGCAUCCACACAGGUGAGCGUCCGUACAGCUGCCCGUUCUGCUGCCGAACCUUCAGCGACGGCGACACCAUGAAGAAGCACAAACGUACGCAUUCUGGCGAGAAGCCGUUCCGCUGCGCUCAGUGCAACAAGACGUUCAGCAGCGCCGGCGGCCUGCAGAUACACCUGAAGAAGGACAUGUGCUUCGUGGCCAGCGCCUGAUUGGUCGGUUCGUACCUGCGGAUUUGUAUGAAAAAGAUGCGGCUCCACGGGGAAGAGCUCAAAUAUCCUCUGACGCAUGGCGGCGACUGUCGUGCCGCCUCUCUGUGGCACAUUUUCACCGGUUUUAAGUUUCAAAAACGAAGAAAUUGUGAAAGCAAAUCAGAAAACGGGCUGACACGUCAGAGAAGAACCGACCAAUCAGAGUGGAGGAUGUAAACUGUAAACGCGACGCUGUAGAAGCGUUAAUGUGGCGACAAACCAGCGAGUUUUAAACAUGUUUUAUUUCAACAUCAGCACCAGGAUCCAGAUUCAGAGUAAAAAGUAAAAUGACUCCAUCAGAAUGAAAUAGGUUCAUCUGUUCAGUUAAUCUCAGAUGAAUCAGUUUAAAUAAUUUAAUAAUAAAAUAAAUCUGGGCCCACCUCUGUGUACUUCAAAGGCCUGGAACUCUGGAAAUAUUCAUAGUUUGAAAGUAAAACUCUGAUGAUUAAUGAAGUUACUGCAGAUAAAGAAUCGGUUCCACAUGAGGAUGAUAAGUUGAACUAAGAAAGGUUUAAAAACUGGAUUUUCAGACAUGUUUAAAGUCGCUGGUUUGCGCUGCAGAAAUAUGAAGAACUUGAAUCUCUUCUUCUUCCUACUGAGCGUCUUCAAUGCACUUUGAGUUUGUCCAGAUGGAUUUACAGGCAGCUACACAGACAUCUUAUUAAUUUAUCUAUUUAUUUUCAGACGCUUUGAACCAGAACAGAACGACUGACUCUUCACGUCAUUUCAGUAUUUUUUUUGCUUUCAUAUCACUGAUGCAGCUCAAAGUUUCCUCUGAUUCUCCUUCAGCUGCUGAAAUAUCGUCAUGUUUCUCUGAGCUGCCAGUUUAUCAGGAGAACUUCCACCAGGUCAGCGUUUCUAUAUGCAGAAAAAACUUUUUAUCUCAGCGGGAAACCAAUAAUGGAUCUGGAAAAGAUGCAGAAAUGAUGUUGCCAAAAGUACAGAUUUGAGGUAUGAUCAGAAAGUUCUGUAAGUAUUUAUGGCCUGUUCCAAUUUGCUUUACUUUUGCCAAGACACAGUUGUGAACUAAAAUUUCCAUCCACCUGUAAAGUCAGUCUUUAGUUUCCAUUGACUCCUUUAACUCUGACUUUUCUGUGAUCGAAUCAUUGAAGCACAUGAAUCUUUGUCACAAAAACCAAUCAUGAAUUUAGGUUCUUUCGUAGAUUUAUUAAAGGUCCUCUGGAAAUAUGACAAAAUCUGCUGGAUCAUAAACAGAAAUACUAGUAUUUGGUUAAAUUUGUCGAUUUUCACCUCAGUUCAGCUUCUGGUUUAUCUUUGACUCCUCUGGACAGAAUUGGUUCAGUUCAACAAAAUUUGUUGUCUUUCUGACUCAGACUUGAUGGGUUUAAGUGUAUAUAUAUAUAUAUAUA
Molecule: messenger RNA, 2656 nt
Organism: Amphiprion ocellaris (clown anemonefish)
Lineage: Eukaryota; Metazoa; Chordata; Actinopteri; Pomacentridae
Product: zinc finger protein 358-like
Exons: 2
Coding region: 114-1247 (377 amino acids)
Biological process (GO): regulation of transcription by RNA polymerase II
Molecular function (GO): DNA-binding transcription factor activity, RNA polymerase II-specific; RNA polymerase II cis-regulatory region sequence-specific DNA binding
Source: RefSeq, a predicted model, not a curated record